Molecule: messenger RNA, 2427 nt
Organism: Pieris macdunnoughi
Lineage: Eukaryota; Metazoa; Arthropoda; Insecta; Lepidoptera; Pieridae
Source: the annotation of a GenBank genome assembly
AUGUCUAUAUUUAAAUCGAAACCAUUUUGGUCUAACGAGAAAUUACAAAGCGAAAUAUACGAUGAAGGUAUUCAAAAUAGCUAUUGCGUCAAAGUCGAUAAAUUUAACUCGCACAAUGAUAGCGACUGCAUAAUUGCCUGUGAAGGACGACAAUUGAAGAUCUAUAAACCCAGCAAAGAGUCCGAAUCUGAUAUUAUUUUAGAAUCUGACCAAAAAGAUGUUAUCCUACAGAUUGAAACUGGAAAAUUUAUUAUGGAUUCCAGUGAUAGACAAAUUUUCAUUUUGCAUCCUCAAAGUUAUGCAACAUAUUUUCUCGAGAAGAAGGAUGGACAUAUUGAUGCAGGUGUUCAAAAUUACCUAAGACCCGUAUUAAAGCACUCAUUUACAAGAAAAGCGUCUAGUGUUAUUGUCGGGCCCUUUGGCGUAACAAAAAGCAGAGACCUCAUUUGUAUUCAAGCGUUAGAUGGCGCUUUGAGUUUUUUCGACCAAGACACAUUUCUCUUUAUGUGUUUGUUCGAUGAUAUUAUAAUACCGACACCUAUCGGCUAUGUGCCUAGUAGUGAUGUAUUUAUUAUUUGCAAAUCUACGUGGAUUAUGGAAAUAUACAGUUACCAGCAAUUACGCGAGUUGAGUGAACUAACUGGCCGACAGAAUAAGAAAAACAUUCCGCAAUGGACAUAUAGUCCUGGCGAAGAAAUUUCAGCUCUGCAAGUUAUACGGACAAGCAGUAACUUUUCCAGCAUAAUCGCUUUGGGAGAGCGAUAUCUCUAUUGUUUCCAGGAUAAUGGAUUGAUGAAAUUUAUGAUUCGAUGUGAUUUUAUGCCCGUCUGCUUUUACGCCUACCUUAUUGGUUGGUACUACGAACCAAAUUCAAGAUUAAUUAUAAUGGUUGUAUCCGACGAUGCAAAGCUCUUCAUCUAUGAAGACACAGCGUUGUUAUGGUCGUGUGAUUUACUAAAUAAUACAAUGGCGAUAUCUCGCUGUUUUCUCAAAAACUUAGCUGGAGGAAUUGUAACACUGUCCACAAAUGGAAUUAUAAGUGUGAGCUAUUUGGGAACGGAGCCUGAUCUGAAUUCGACUAUAGUACCAAUGACGGCUGCUGCUGAACCAGAAGAUAUCCUAACGGAGAUAGAGGCUGUUGAGGAAGCACUUGAGAAAAUUAUGGGGAAUGAAGAAUCCAUCCCUACGCCCGAGCUUAUCAAAAUAAAGAUUGAAAUGGGAAAACCAGUUGAGAGCUUCAUCAACGACGUUUUAACACCCAACUGUUCAUUAAUAAUCAUCCUCACAUGUGAACCUAAACAAAUCCAGAAUAUACAAAUAACCUACUUCUGCAAACAGCCAUUUUCAUUUAGCGAUUCGUGUGUAUGCCUAGACGAUAUUAAUGGAACAGAGAUUGUCGAAACGCAAAUUUUUCUCAACGGUUUUUGCGUUUCAAAUAAUAAAGUUAAAAUUAUUUUUACAAUAACAGAUUGUUCUGGAAAGAUCCAUGUGUUGGUUAAAGAUGUUUUGGUACCGUUAUCAUUGUAUACUCGUGUAGUUGAUACUGUUGAAAAUAAUGCAUUUAUUUUGUAUUUACAAACUAAUCUUGGCUGUAUUAGUUUAGAUAAUGUAUUUGAAGACACAAUUAAUCCAAAUAGCAUUACGUUUUCUUCCAAAAAUAAAACAGUGACAAUUAGAACUAUGGACGAUCAAUACGCGGUUGAAGGAAACGAUUGUACGGAGAUAUAUCCGAUUUUAAAUUACUUCCUUGAUAAAUUACAAGAACAUUACAGGAAAAUGGGAAUAAAUAAUUUGGAAGUAAUGCUUAAAAUUGAUCCCGAGCUGUACAAACAUAUGAUUCAUCGAUUUUUAAAGUCCAUCGAAAUGCACGCCAAGGAACGAAUUGUUUUGAAGAAAUUUGAGGCUGAACUUAAUGUUUUACAAUCACAGUUCACUCUCAUUCAAAAGAAGCUGUUGGUGCAGUAUGGGUCCUUGCCACCGGGUGACUGUGAAGCCCUAGAAUUUCUAAUGCGAGACACAUAUUCAAUGAUUGUUAGAACUGCUGAAGAUGUCUUAGCAUGUAAAUAUAAAGUAAUUAGUAUAUCGUGCGAGGUGAGUGCAAUUGGACAUCUUGUGCUUUGCGUACUCAAAAAUUCUGGUAUUGAAGAAGGAAAAAUUCAAAUACUCGAAGAAACACUAUCAUUGGACACAUUCUGUGAUGAUAUUCAGGACUGGGAGGAGUCAGUUACUCAAGCGUCCUCCUACGUUCUCAACACAAUACUCAAGAAGAGCAAAGAUAAAGAAAAAAUAUCUCCCGUAACCGACCAAGAUGUUCUAUCACAAGUCAAUAUUAAAAGAUUCCUCAAGCAAACUAAAUUUAUACUCGAAAAUUUGACCGAAAAAUCAGAAAAUAUAACACGUAUAGAAGAAUUCGUUGAAGUGAUUUAA